Chaetomium globosum CBS 148.51 is the source of this 834-nucleotide messenger RNA. RefSeq lists its product as uncharacterized. The record is from RefSeq and is a predicted model, not a curated record. The transcript is spliced from 2 exons. Bases 1 to 834 code for a protein of 277 amino acids. NCBI's taxonomy places the organism in Eukaryota, Fungi, Ascomycota, Sordariomycetes, Sordariales, Chaetomiaceae.
AUGAGGCUAAGUUGGGGUUUGACCGUCUCGUGUAUACUCUUCUUCACCUGUAUCUGCGUAGCCCAGGACCAAUGCUACGCCCCGAACGGUCAGACUGACGACAACUUUUUCCCAUGCGACCCGAACGCUACACACAGCACAUGCUGCAAUGGUCGCUCGACCUGUCUCAGUAACAAGCUGUGUAUGGGACCGGACGGGAACCUAAUCAGGGGACUCUGUACGGAUAAAAACUGGCAAUCCCCCGAGUGCGCCUACUACUGCAUGAGUGCGAUCCGCGGCGGCCACGAUCUCAUCUCCUGUUCCAACGUCACCAACACCGACACCUCUUUCUGCUGUGACGGCCACCGUGCAUUCUGCUGCGACGACGGCGUGGCGCGGUUCAACGUGUUACCUUCCAAUCCGCAGGCCUGGGCAACCUGGGACAAUUCCGCAUCACACUUUGUCGUCGUCCAAGACCUGAAAACUACCUCAACAGGAAGUCUACCAGCCGCCACCGGAACGAGCACCACCCCAUCAACAACUCCCCCAGCCGCAACCACAGACAGUGACCAAACCCAAUCCGCGCCCACUUCACCCACCGCCACGGACACCAGCACCCCAUCCGAAUCGCCACAAUCCACCACCCUACCCAUAGCCGCGCAAGCUGGCAUCGGCGUGGGGAUUGGCGCCCUGGCGAUCGCCCUCGCCGCGGUAGCAUAUCUGCUGUGGAAGCUCCGGCGGAGCAAAAAGGCCCUCCUCGCCGAGAAAGAGCAGUCCAACAACGGGGCGGGGGCCUUGGGAUACCUUCACGCGGCAACAAUACGCCACUCCUGGAGUUCCUCUGCCGCCGGGUAA